Messenger RNA from Rubroshorea leprosula, 1663 nucleotides. The record is from the annotation of a GenBank genome assembly. NCBI's taxonomy places the organism in Eukaryota, Viridiplantae, Streptophyta, Magnoliopsida, Malvales, Dipterocarpaceae.
CCAACUACAAAUGUGUUUGAGUAUUUUUAUGUGUUGAAUGUUGGGAGUGGUAAGGAGAAGGGGUGGUACUAUUUUACGGGUCGAGUAGUCAAUAAGAAGAGGAAGGAUUUGUUUAGUGUUGGGCCAUCUUCCAUCAAAGGAUGGAAAGAUAAGUUUUUUUUUGCGGAUGACACUAAGUGGGAUAAGACGGAUGCUGAGGUGGAGAACCUGAGCCGGUGGAAGGCAAAAGGGUUGAACCUCAAUGAGUAUAGUCUGACCUCAGGGGAGUUAGAGGAUGUGAAGGUGUUGGAGAGGGGGAAUGAAGGCAUACUAAAUGUUAUGGAGUACACAAGCCAGAGGAUGGUAGAGGCGAUUGAGAUAUAUGGGCCGACCUCGUGAAGCGGAGAAGAGAUGAACAAGUUUUUGGAAGCAGCUGGUGGAGUUGGCACCCCUAAAAAGGGCAGGGGGAAGAAAACCAAGGUCGGAAGGCGAGGUGAGGGGGCUUCGGUACCUCAGACCGAGGUCCAAACCUUAGCUGUUUCUCAGCCUAGCAAUGUUAAGGAUGAAGUGACAGCUGUUGAGGAAGGGCCCAUUAUUGCAAAGAGGAGGAGAAAGGAGCAACAAGAGGCUAGGGAAGAGGUGACGGAACUUGCCACUUCAUCUCUUUGUGUUAAGGUUGGGCCUUCAGCCACAGCUGCUGACGUUGCUACUGCAUUCCAGGAGCAGGGGUAUAUCCGUCUGCAGACAACAAGCUUAUAUGAUUCUGGGAUGAGAAGCACAGCAAAAAGGUUCAUCAACGCCUACUUCCUGGAGGUGAAUUACCAAUGUGCAAACAAUGAGGUGGCGACCAGAGGUUCAAUUAGGGUGGUGCGUUAGGCCCUGAGGUAUGAUACUCUUAUCUUGUUUAAAGUUUUGAGAUAAAAUUUUCUUAACUAUUUGGUGACUUAAGUUUAUUCGAUUGUGUAGACUGUAAACCUCGUGAAUGCAUUGGCGAACGAGCAUCAUGAGAGUUUGAGGGACAAAAAUCAAAUGAGGAAGGAGAACGCCUAGCUUGUUAAGAAAAAUGAGAAGGCCGAGGUCGAAGUGGCAAAGCUGAAAGCGAAGAUGGAGGAACUCAAGGAGGACGCCACUUUAAAGAAAGACUUAGAGCUCUCAUAUGAAAAGAGAAAAAUCUGUGAAGACGAGCUUAAAAAGAAAUAAAAAGAGUUGGACAAGGUGGCGAAGGAAGCAGCUGAGUUCGAGCUUAAGGUUCACAACUCUGUUAAAAAGCAUGUGGAAGGGUUUUUGAAGUCUAGCACUUUCGAGGAUAUUGUCAACAUCUACCGAUUCCCUACGGCAAUUGUAGCUUUCUCUGCUUGUCGAAAGAAGGUGAAGUUGUAGUAUCCUAAUGUGGAUGUGACAAAAAUCACAUUUGGAGAUCAGGAGGGAGAAGUGGAGGAAAAUGGGGAGAGCAGUACUGCUGACUUUCGUCCUAAGGUUACGCUAAAAUGGGACAGAGACAGCAGAGGUCGAACCAGUUUAGCUUUAAAGUUUAGUUUUGAGUUCGUAGCGGUAGGUGACGAGGGGACCGAAGGUGCUGACAACCUAGAUCAGCUUGUUGAAUAACUUCGCAUUUUGUUCAUCUUUGUAAAAAAAUUUGUUUGUAAACGAUUAAAGUAUUAUUUAAUAAAUUCAGUUCGACAUU